AUGACCCCUUGGAAGACAAUAUUCUUUGUAGUUCUGAUUCUGCGUACUUCUUUCUGUGCUGACGUUAGAUUGCUGGAGAAGAAGCUACUCCAGAACUACAGCUCCAUUAUCAAACCCCGACGUGACCAAACGCAAUCGGUACUGGUCAAUCUUACCUUCACAAUGAACUCACUUAGGAACGUUGAGGAACGGUAUCAGUAUAUAACCUUUAUGGGCUGGUUCAUUGUCACGUGGUUCGACGAUUUCCUGUCGUGGAAUGAAAAAGAGUUUGUUGGACUUAAAUCAGUGAAUAUUCCUUACACCAAAGUAUGGGUCCCCGACAUCAGUCUGUACUUUUCGGAGACCAACACGCACGAUCUGGGUGUGAAUCCUUUUGUUUCUGUUUAUUCUAACGGUUUGGUGCUCUGGUAUCCCGGCGACCAUUACACGGUGGAAUGUCUGUUAGACAUUCAAAAGUUUCCGUUUGAUAAGCAGGCAUGUGAACUGCGUAUCGCCGCUUGGCAGACCACAGAUUGGAUGCAGAAACUGGUUCCUAAAAGAAGACCAAAUGAAAUGAAACAGAUAUCAGAAAAUGGAGAAUGGGAAUUCAUUAAAACUGAUUUAAGGUCUGUCUUUGUCCCAGAAUUCAACAUGACGGAAGUAAGGUACACUUUAUUUUUAAAGAGACGGCCGUUAUAUGCUUUGGUAAGUACGGUGUUCCCGGUUGUUUUGUUAGCCGCGCUCAAUUCUCUAGCUUACAGUUUGCCUGUGACAUCAGGCGAGAGAAUGACUUAUUGUUUGACCAUAUUAUUGGCUUUUACCGUAUUUCUUACACUCUUUGAAGAAAAUAUGCCAAGAAAAUCAACAAAUAUUCCCUAUCUGUCUUUGUAUCUUUGUGCCCACUUGAUUUCUAGCGUACUUUCCAUAUUCAUUUCGAUCAUUGUCAUUCGAAGCAGUCACAUGAUCAUCAAAGCAGCAGACAUGUUACCAAUCCAAACUGAGGAUGUUCAUCCGCAUGCAUUUGAAAAUAAAGGGUUCGAGCAUACACCACAAAAAACUGGUCAUCAUUCACUUAAAGAUCACGGUCAUGACAAAAAUUUCAACAUGGAAUCCAAGAAUCUUGAACAUGAUAGAAAUGAUCCGGAAGUGGGAAUCGAUGCCAUGGAAAGCGAAAAUUCCCACGAGAAAGAUGGCGUUCAUGAAAGUCAAUCUGACGGUGAUAGUACAUUAUUGAAGUCCUGUCGAUUGAUAGAAGAUAACGCCAUACACAACAGACUUGAUCGCCUAAUGCUGAGAUUGAGCGUCUCAUUUACACUGUUAAGUACCGUUGCACUGG
Messenger RNA from Saccostrea cuccullata (small rock oyster), 1315 nucleotides. Its product is annotated as neuronal acetylcholine receptor subunit beta-4-like. The transcript has a single exon. Gene Ontology annotation, molecular function: transmitter-gated monoatomic ion channel activity involved in regulation of postsynaptic membrane potential; excitatory extracellular ligand-gated monoatomic ion channel activity; transmembrane signaling receptor activity. The annotation marks the transcript as partial. The record is from RefSeq and is a predicted model, not a curated record. Gene Ontology annotation, cellular component: synapse; plasma membrane; neuron projection. Gene Ontology annotation, biological process: chemical synaptic transmission; signal transduction; regulation of membrane potential. Lineage: Eukaryota; Metazoa; Mollusca; Bivalvia; Ostreida; Ostreidae.